Molecule: messenger RNA, 954 nt
Organism: Bufo bufo (common toad)
Lineage: Eukaryota; Metazoa; Chordata; Amphibia; Anura; Bufonidae
Product: olfactory receptor 1009-like
Exons: 1
Coding region: 1-954 (317 amino acids)
Biological process (GO): G protein-coupled receptor signaling pathway
Cellular component (GO): membrane
Molecular function (GO): olfactory receptor activity; G protein-coupled receptor activity
Source: RefSeq, a predicted model, not a curated record
AUGGAAGACUCAAAUCAAACAUCUCCAGAAGGAUUCAUCCUCCUAGGACUGUCCAAUGUCCCAUAUCUUCAGGUCAUGUGCUUUAUUAUGUUUUUAAUAAUGUAUAUUAUAACAUUGUCUGCAAAUGUUCUACUGAUCAUCAUGGUGAGGACCAACUCAACACUGCACACUCCCAUGUACUUCUUCUUGACUAAUCUCUCCAUAAUAGACAUCUGCUUGUCAUCCACAAUUGAGCCAAAAAUUUUAAUAAAUACUCUAUCUAAAGACAGAAGUAUUUCUCUGGUGGGAUGUGCACUUCAAAUGUAUUUCCACAUGGCUUUCGGAGCAGCAGAGUGUAUCAUUCUUGCCACGAUGGCCUAUGAUCGAUUUGCAGCCAUUUGUAGACCACUGCACUACCAAACAAUUAUUAACAAGAGGAUGUGUGCUUGCUUAGCUUCCAUGUCAUGGAGUGUGGGCUUUGGAAGUGCCAGCAUUCAUACACCCCUAACUUUCCAACUACCCUUUUGCAAAUCUCAUCAUGUUAACCAUUUCUUCUGUGAAAUGCCUCCUUUUUUUACCCUCUCCUGCCAAGAUACCCGUACCAAUGAAAUACUUAUGUACGUUGCGGCAAUGCUCAUUAUCAUAUAUGCUUUCUUUUUGACGUUAAUUUCAUAUAUCCAAAUCAUCUUCACCAUCUUAAAGAUCCGUUCUUCAAAAGGGAGAGAGAAAGCUUUCUCCACCUGUGCUUCACACCUCACUGUUGUGUCUCUGUACUAUGGGACUAUCAUCUUCAUGUACCUGAAACCUCGUUCUGCCUACUCUCCUGAGAUAGGCAAGAUCAUGUCCAUUCUAUAUACAGCGGUGACUCCAAUGUUGAAUCCCAUCAUUUACAGCAUUAGAAACAAGGAUGUCAAAGACACCAUCAAAAUUAGACUUUCUAAGAAAUCAAACAGAAAUCCGAAAUCAAAUUAUUGA